Ceraceosorus bombacis is the source of this 1215-nucleotide messenger RNA. Lineage: Eukaryota; Fungi; Basidiomycota; Exobasidiomycetes; Ceraceosorales; Ceraceosoraceae. The record is from the annotation of a GenBank genome assembly.
AUGGGCGAAUCACGCACGGAGCUGAUCCAGUGGCUCAACGAGUUGUUGCAAAUCGGUUACACAAAGGUGGAACAGUGCGGCACGGGUGCGUUGCGUUUCGAGGAGUAGCUUGCGCGCUCGACGCUCUUGCAGCGAUGUGACAGCAGCGUCCUGACUUCUUGUACUCCAUGUUCCCCCCUAGGUGCCGCAUACACACAGGUCAUCGAUAGCAUCUACCGCAACGUUCCUCUUCACAAGCUCAACUUCGCAGCCAAGGCCGAGUAUGAAUAUGUCAACAACUACAAGGUUAUGCAGGAGGCGUUCAAGAAGAACCGAAUCGACAAGGUGCGUAACGCGAGGCGAUGCCAAGUCCAACUGAAGCUCACGAAAAGCAUCAAGGAGGUCCCGAAGCGAGCUGACUUGACCCUUGCGUCCCGUCGUGAACUCCGCAGCCGAUUCCGGUGGAGAGGUUGAUCAAGUGCAAGAUGCAAGACAACUUGGAGUUUCUUCAAUGGCUCAAAAAGUACUGGGAUGCGCACAUGCCAGAUGAUGAUUAUGACCCUGAGGCCAGGAGGGGAGGGGCGCCAGCAGCACCACCACCUCUUUUGGGGGCGACGACUGUAGGAGGUGCGCGUUUGGGCGGGGCUGCACGUGCUCCCGCCGCUGCUACCAGACCGGCCGCGACGAGACCUGUCGCUGCUGCUACGAGAGCGCCAGUGAGAGGUGCGGCUGCCAGCGCGACGAGAGGAGCUCGAGUUGGCGCAGCUGGCGCCAGAGGUAUUCCGGAUGAGACGAUCGCGGCGCUGACUGGUCAGAUGGACGAGAUGAAGUUGAGCGUAGACUCGCUCGAGAAGGAGCGCGACUUUUACUUUGCCAAGGUGAGUGCUUUGCUAUGGCCGAACAUGGCCGAACACGAGAGCAUGCCAGUAGCGCUGGUAAAGUUUGCUGAUUAGCUCGCAUGUAUGCACAGCUUCGCGACAUUGAGGUGUUGGUCCAGGGUCGACUCGAGCUGCUUGAGACUGGAGAGGAACCCGCGGCUGAUAACAACCUCGAGCUCGAAACGCUCAAGCAGAUCCAGGCAAUUCUAUACUCGACCGAGGAAGGCUUUGAAGUGCCAGAGGGGCAAGAGGUGAAUCUCUAAGCCAGUUCCUCAUGUUGCGUCAGCGCGCAUUGACACCAAACUUCUUCCAUGGCUGACCGAAGGGCGUUCUCGGGGACGAGGAGGAGACUUUCUGA